Molecule: messenger RNA, 618 nt
Organism: Coccomyxa subellipsoidea C-169
Lineage: Eukaryota; Viridiplantae; Chlorophyta; Trebouxiophyceae; Coccomyxaceae
Exons: 3
Coding region: 1-618 (205 amino acids)
Source: RefSeq, a predicted model, not a curated record
AUGGAAGGAGAGAUGCAAGAGAACGUGGAGCAUGUGAAGCAUGACAUCGAGGAGUCUGUGGAACAGCAGAAAGACACAGUGAACAGGAAGGUUCCUGCCAGGGUAAAUCCCUUGCUCAUCAAGGAGAAUCUGGAUCAAAGGAUGCAGAGCGCGAUGGAGGCUUCGGGGCUGGGAAACCAUGUCGAUGCAGCCAUGGACAAGCUGAGAGUUGCGGUACCGAUGCUCAAGUCCAGCGACAAAGUGAGCAAGGCGGAGGCUGCAGCGGAGGCGAAGGCUGCAGCAGAAGCAGAGGCAGCUGAGCAGCAUGCGAAUGCUUCUGCAAGCGCUGCCACGCCAGGCAUAGUGACUCUGCCCAUGCACACUGAAGUCAUCCUGCCUGCCAUCGGGGCAGCAGCAGAGGCUUCUUCUGCAGGCACGAGGUCAUCCUCCAAGCACAGCGCUGCUGACAGGGGAACAGAGCAGUCAAAGCAGGCGAAACCUCGCGUGAGCAAGAGCUUUCUUGCCUUCUUUGGGGGUAGGAAGGAUGCAGAAAAGAGUGACCCGCCUGCAAAGCAGCAGCCAGAGGAGGUGGAUUCCAGUGGAAGAAGGUGGCCGCAGUCUAUGCUAUUUUGGAAGUAA